Messenger RNA from Tigriopus californicus, 1483 nucleotides. RefSeq lists its product as uncharacterized. NCBI's taxonomy places the organism in Eukaryota, Metazoa, Arthropoda, Copepoda, Harpacticoida, Harpacticidae. The transcript is spliced from 6 exons. The record is from RefSeq and is a predicted model, not a curated record. Bases 246 to 1355 code for a protein of 369 amino acids.
CUUUCUCUCUGUUACUCUCUCUCUGCUCCUUCGGUAUGCAGCUUCUAUUUUCAAUAAUCUACACAGCCCUUGGUUUCCAUAAUCGAAAGAGAGCAGCUGAAUUUUGCUCCAAAUCCCAAGGGUGAAGCUGCGAAGUGUUUGGAAAACUUUUGGUCCUCUUGACCUUCACCGUCGUCGUCUUCGUAGUUCUGGGAAUAUGGCAUUUGAGAUUGGUUCGAGUUGGUUGGUUCCACAUUGGUGAAUAAAUGCCAGACUUGAAAAUGGUCCUGUUAAAGCGUUGUUGCGUGUGCUUCUCACCACGAAGUGGAACCGUGAUCUUGGGAUGCUUUGGUAUCCUCUUCGCGGUUCUCUCCAUGGUGCCCCAUGUCCUCAUCCUACAACAUCAUGAGUACUAUAUUGGCGAAUUCGUAAAGCAACAAAGAAGCACUGGGGUUCGCGAUAUUGGAGACGAUGAUAUUCCCAACAUUGAGUAUUUCAGUCGGAUGACUUGGUCAUUUCUUGUCGCGGUGGACGUAAUCUUCACCUUUGAUUCCAUUUUACUCAUUACUGGGGUGGCUUGCGAACGCCGAUAUUUCCUGAUUCCUUGGCUAGUUACGUCGUUUUGUUCAAGAUUGUUCUCCGUGGUCAUGAUUCUGGCCGCCAUGUUCAGUUACGCCAAUGAUUUCUCAUUUGUCAUCUUUUUCACCCUCGCACCGAUCCAAGCCCUGGGUAUUUACUUUUGGGUGGUGGUGUACUCGACGUUCCACCAGAUGAAACCCGAAAACGAAAGUGCCAGCACGUGUGCUUUGAACUUCAGUCAGAACCAUUCGACCUCGAUCUCUUGCCAAUCACGGCCCAACUCUCUGCAUUCUAAUACUCAACCUCGGCCCAGUCUUCACGGCCAAGUCUCUCUGGCACAGUCCAACGUGGCCACGGAACCCCCUUCAACCACAACAGUUACCAUUGAAGAAGAUCGGAGCUGCAGCCAGGUGACUCACUCAGCCUCGAUUUCCAGUGUUCCAUCUCCGAGGAACACUUUGAGACGAGGCCGUGCAUCCAGCCCACCACCUCCGUACGAGGCGGUGGCUGUGGAUAUUGAUAAGGAACAACAAGCCAUUGCAGCGGGUUUGGAUUCCAAAAACUUGACCUUCUCGAAGCAAAACUCAGUCGAAACCGCGACUCUGUCGGCCCAAGGAAGUGGGCGUGACUCUCAGAAUGAUGUUCCAACGGCAGUUUUAAUCUCUCCAGUGACUACCAGUAGUAUUUCGAAUGAUUUGGUCUCGUCGGAUACCAAUCCAGAUAUGAUUGAGAACCACGGCGAGGAAACGAACGAUCAGGAUCAAGAUGAAGAGGAUUGUCGAUUGGUUCAAGCAUGAGUGUGUUUCUUUGUGUUGAAGAAGCCUAGCUUUUGUUUCGAAGGGGGUAGUUUCAAGUAUGUUUCGUGUUUCAACCUCAAUCAUUAUAAUAUCACAAGAAGCUCUCAUAAACAAUAUCAAUUAACACA